AUGUCGUCUACAGCUAGAACGACGCUCUUCGGGCGGCACGCCUGGAGAUCGCUCUACGAGUCCCUGGACUUCCUGACUGUGCGCGCGCCCUCGAGACGCAACCCAGUGAGCCGCUGGCAAACAAGCCCGUCCAGCUCUUAUCAUUCCUCUGCGACUUUCGGCCGACCUUCGAAUUUUUCAUCCUGGGCCUUUCCGAAGUCGCCGAAAGCCUCCGGCUACAAUGUGCGGCGCAGCUUCACUUCGGGCGGGCUUCUGCUCGCCAGCUUCAGUCCACCAACCUCGAGUACAGGCACCGUCGUUGCGACUUGUACCGCCGCGGCCGAUUCGGGUCUGCUGGCAAAUGUGUCACAGAAAGCAGACCUGCUCAAGCUAGCCCGGCAACCAUGGCAGAGAGGCAUCCACACCGGAAGGAGGAGGCGACCACAUGCAACGAUGAGGAGAAAGAAAAGCACCAAGUCGAACACCGGUGCAAGCAAAGCUACUGCUGCUGCAAAGUCUCAAAAUGAGCCUGUGAAGUCACCCUCCGCAGCCAAGUCCGAGACGAAGGCUCCCGAGGCCGAGUCGACGCAAGAGCACAACUAUAUCUCGAACUAUUUCCAUCUCCCCAACGUACAUCUUCCACACCGACCCACAAAGGAGGAGUUUCUGGCAGCAGCGAACGGGUUCUGGGAACGGUUGAAAGUCCGAUUCAAGUGGUUCUCCAUCAGGAGUAUGCGACCUUGGAACACUGAUGAAUGGGGUGCAUUCCUCUCAUUCUUCCUCUUCGGUCAUCUUGUCUGGAUCCUGGUCGGGACAACCACUUUUGUCUCCGGACUGCUGUUCCUGGUCAACACCGUCUCUGCCCAAGAAUGGCUGGCAAAGAAGGUGGGCAACUACCUCACCGAGUCUGCAGGCUUGACCGUCAUAUUCGAGUCUGCUAUUGUCCCCAGAUGGGGAGAUGGAGUCAUCUCCUUCAGGAACGUCUUCGUGUCGCGGCGACCCGGACAGACAAAGUCUUCCGUUAGCAAAGGUUCUCCUUCUAGCGCUGCCGCAGCCGCCGCUGCCGAGCGACCCAAAGAGGAGGCCUGGGAGGUAGAUGAUGGCAACUACACACAGUUUGACGUCACCCUCAACACGGUGAAUGUCACAGUGUCUUUUGCCAAGUGGUGGAAUGGAAAAGGGUUCCUGAAGGACGUAGAAAUCAAAGGAGUCCGAGGUGUUAUUGACAGGACACAUGUGCACUGGUCAGGGGGUAAUGUAGAUCCCCUGUCCUAUCGGCAUGAGCACAACCCGGGCGAUUUUGAGAUCGAAUCUUUCAAGAUGGAAGAUCUCCUGGUUACUGUACAUCAGCCAGGCGGCUUCCGUCCCUUCUCCGUCAGUAUUUACUCCUGCGAGCUUCCGCAGCUCCGGAAGCAAUACCUCUUUUACGACAUGCUAUCGGCGAACCACAUGUCGGGUUCCUACGAUGGCUCGCUUUUCACGAUACAUCCCCGCCAAGUUCACGGAGUUGCUGCUGGUCAAGAACGGUUUUCCACUGACUUGGGCGAGCCGGAUGCGUGGAAGAAGUUCAGCCGCCUGCGGAUAGACGGUCUCCGAAUCGACCAUUUGAACAGAGGCGAUGAGGGCCCAUUCGGAUGGAUUUAUGAGGGCAAUGUUGACAUUGUCGCCGACGUCAUGUUCCCCAAUGACGACGACGAUAGCAUCACCAAAGUGAUGUCCGACUUCUAUGAUCGUCUAGAAGAGGCUGUUACCUCCAACCGCUACCUCCAAAUUCUCGACAGAAACAAGCGACGUCUCCAGGAAGAAGGCGACGAAAAUAUGCGCAGCGGAACCUUUGAGGAGGCAUACCAGAUCCCUGUGAUUGAUGAAUCAGAUCCAGAGGCCAAGCCUGCGGACCCAGUCUCCCAGGACGCUGCCUCCACACCGGCAAGCCCGUCCAAGGAUGACGAACCACCCCGCUACCUAGUCAUGGAUCUACGAAUCCAUCUCAACGACGUUAAGGCCACGGUGCCUGUCUUCACGUCGAGCCUGUCGUACGUGAACCAGGCGCUCGUGCGCCCGAUUGUAGCAUACAUCAACGCCAAGAAGACGUACAUUCCCAUCGGCUGCCGGAUCGUCAAGCGCUCUUCCGACUUCGAUGGCGCGUGGUCGGUCUUCGAUUGUGGACUGAUGACCGACGUCUCGGCCGAGGUGUACGAUGCGUUUGCUCGGGAUGUGGAAGACCAACAGAGCCGUGUCCGCCGCCUGAAGAAGGUCGGCUUCUGGACUCUGAGCUUGGCGGUACAUGCGCUCUUCAUGGGCAUGGCAGGCAAUGUAAUAUAG
Neoarthrinium moseri is the source of this 2301-nucleotide messenger RNA. RefSeq lists its product as uncharacterized. The record is from RefSeq and is a predicted model, not a curated record. Gene Ontology annotation, cellular component: mitochondrial inner membrane. Gene Ontology annotation, biological process: mitochondrion inheritance. Lineage: Eukaryota; Fungi; Ascomycota; Sordariomycetes; Amphisphaeriales; Apiosporaceae. The transcript has 2 exons. The coding region runs from base 1 to 2301 and encodes 766 amino acids.